Molecule: messenger RNA, 1445 nt
Organism: Lasiosphaeria miniovina
Lineage: Eukaryota; Fungi; Ascomycota; Sordariomycetes; Sordariales; Lasiosphaeriaceae
Exons: 3
Coding region: 1-1215 (404 amino acids)
Source: RefSeq, a predicted model, not a curated record
AUGGCCGACUCGGGCGCCGUCAUGGCCCUGCCAUCAAACCCGGACGAGGACGCUGGCCCCAAGAUCAUUGGAGUUACAGUCUUUAUCACCUCGCUGGCCCUGCUCACCUACUCGACUCGCAUGUAUGUGCGGUUGUUCAUGGUUCGCAACCUUGGCUGGGAUGACUACAUCAUGAGCCUGGCAGUGGCCUUGGUCGUCACGGGCCAAGGAUUCAUCAUUGCAUCAGUCAAGUACGGCGCUGGCCGCCACAUGGGCGACAUCCCGAUGGAGGAUAUCCCCAAGGGCGUCAAGCUCAACUUCAUCACGCAGCCCAUCUACCUCUGGGCCAUCUGUAUUGUCAAACUCGCCGUUGGAGCCACACUGCUGCGCAUUGCGAGCACCACCUUCUACAAGCGCCUAAUCGUGGGAAUCAUGGCUUUCAUGACCUUUUACACGACCGGCUGCUUCUUUACCGUCGUCCUCCAAUGCACCGACAUCCGCGUGCUCUGGGACACAAGCAUCCAGGCGACGUGCUGGGGCCAGAAGACGCUGCAGGGUCUCUCGUACACCAACGUGGCGCUCAACAUCCUGACGGAUCUGUGCUUCGCCGUCUUCAUCCCGAUUCCCAUGCUGUGGAACCUAAACGUGAACACGCGGACGCGCCUCUCGCUGAUGGGGGCGCUGGGCCUGGGCUUCUUCGCGUGCGCGGCCGCCUUUGUCAAGAUCAGCUCGCUGGUCAACUACGGCAAGCUGGGCGACUGGCUGUGGGACUCGCGCGACAUCACCAUCUGGACGACGAUCGAAUGCAACGCGGCCAUUGUGGCGGGCAGUCUACCGGCGCUGCGGCCGAUAUUCAAGAGCAUCCUGGGAACCAGCCUCGGCUACGGGCCCAGCACGGGCGGUCAGAAGGGCGGCAGCGGUAUGGGCUACUUCCGCGGCGGCACCCACGGCGACCACCACGAGCUCAAGAGCGCCACGCGCGGCGGCAAGAUGGGCGGCAUCCACGACGAGACAAGCAGCGAGCGCGCCUUCAACGCCGCCACUGCCUUCGAGAUGGGUGGCACGGACCGCCACCACAACAAGACCUCGGCAAACACGACCGUCUUCGCCGACCCCGACGCCCUCUCCAGCGACGAAAGCCUGCCCCGCCAGCACCCUAUCGACCACGCCAACAACGGCCGCAAGGGCAUCACCAAGACCACGACGACGACGGUCGACUACGCCGUUACCAAGUAGGAAGGGGAGGCGAGCGAGCUAGCGCGUUUGCCUCUGUUUCUUACUUUCUUUUUUCCUUCUGCUUUGUUGUUCAUUCUACUAUUGUACAUUUACGCACUAUACCAUUGUGGCUACACGCCACAUCACGCCAAACCACGCGCGGGGCCGGCCGGGUAGGGAAGGGCAUAAAAAGUCCCUUUUCCAAUUCCCAGUCACAGAAGCAGAUUUUUUUCUAGCAAGUUUUGUUUUUA